CUCAGGCCAGAUAUGAACGACGCUUGGUUAAAACAUAAUAGCUUUCACACACUCACAGGAUCACAGAGAGAGAUGGGGAGAGAGAUAAAGAGAUAAAGACAGAGAUAAAGAGAGACAAAGUUAAUGGCAGUGUUGUCUUUGCUAAACGGUGGCUACAGAAUACAGUUCGAACUAAAAUUCAUUGUUUGGGGCUGUUCCUGUUGUGUUUGAUAGGAGCAGGGGGUCAAGGAUGAUUUCUGCACGGGAGGUCAAACAACAGCGCUUAAAUGUGGAUAUUGGCUAAGUGCCCAUUGUACAUUGGCUCUUUUAAAACACAUCAGUGAUUAUCAGUGUGCAAACAGUCACAAGGUAUACAUAUGUACAACCUCUCGGUGCCGGAAAGCCAACGCCAAAGUGUCCUGACUGGCUGGCUGCGCUGGAUAGGGGAGUGACGGUGACCAUGGCGUCCAAAGUCCUGUUGCUGGCCUUUCUUCUGGUCUGUGUGGGCGUGUGUCAUGGCAAAGGCGAUGCGAACAGUAAUGAGGAUGUUUCGGGAAAUAUCUGUGUCGGAAAUUUCGAGCUGUUGUGCUCGACUCCAGAGUACGACGUGAGGCGGUACAAAAGCGCCCUCUGGGUGUCCACCACCAUGUCAGAUCUGUCCCUCUCCCAGGCCAGCGGCAGGGGACGGAAACGCUUACACGACUACUUCGGAGGGGAAAAUGACAAACGGCUGAAAAUGUCGUACACCUCACCCUUCGUGACACAGACCCGCAUACCUUCGGAGAGUCCUCUUAGGGAAAUCACAGUGUCCAUGCCUCUUCCUUGCAACGUGGCAAAGAACCCUCCAAAGCCAACAGAUCCCAGGGUGGUGCUUGAUCUUGUCCAUGAGAUCAUCAUGUACGUUAAGAAGUUCCGAGCACGUUCUUCAACGGUUGGCUUUGUCGCUGACUUGGAGGCCAAAAACUUCUUCAAGACAUUGAAGGAUAAUGAUGAGCCAUUCCAUGAAAAUGACGGCUAUUACUACGUCGCGCAGCAUGACAGUGGCCACGGCCGCCAAAGCGUCACCGAGAUUGCGGUUUGCGCCAUAAACGAGAGAACCUACAAGUGGCUGGAGUUCAACGACCUCACUGCAGAAGGACAGGGACUCCCGAAGUGUCUCCGUGGUGAAGGGAAGGCCAUAGUCUGGGAGAAGAUAGACCAGGGCGACAUCCCCCUGUUAACUCGGGAGCAGUGUUCUACAACGUACUGUGAAGCGCCCAAGAAGUGUCCAAAGGUUGAGACAAUGGAAGUGAAGGGUAUUGACGACAAGAGCAUACAACUGAAGAAAAAGGAAAUCAAGGCGUUGUCAUACAUACCGCCCACCUGCUACUACGACACCGCCAUUCACGCGUCUGCCAGUCCGCUGUUGCAGUCUCUAAACACAUCAGAUUUCUCCCCCUCUGACGUUGCUAUGACGAUCACAGUUGUCAUGGAGAAGAGGGGGGAGUUAGAUGGGAAGGAAGGCUGCCAGAAAGUCUUCAAGGUGUUGUAUGCUGCAGGUGGUGGGAAAGGGAGCGUAGAGGAAAUACAGAUGAAUAAGGAGGCUGGCUUCCAGACGCCGAAGACAGUAGAAGCCGUGCACCAGGGACAGACGACUGGUACAGGACACUACUCCAAGUGUUUUGGCGGCAAUGCCUACUACGAGCCGACCACCAUAACUUCCACAGCCAAGAUACUGAUGGAACGACUCAGGGACAAGAAGAAGUGUUUCCUGGGUGAUCACGUCAGCGUGGUAGAAUAUCACCCACAGUCCAGGCUGUUCGACCGCCACAACGAGAUCAACAUUGACGUUGACCUGGACUGUAGUGACCAGGAGGGCCGCCCACCCUUCACCUUCCACCUCCCCGUGAGUAAAGACUACAGCCGGGCUGAGGUGAAGCCAUCGUUGGACGACCAAUGUGUCACUCACGUGUGCCCAAACAUGACCACCAUCAUGAGGCUUGAGAACAACCUGAAGCUGAUUGAGUAUGGACCAGAAAACUGGGUCUACUCUGAGAUGCCUUCAAAGGACUGCUACAGCGCUGAUGCUUUCUUCAAGGCCCUAAGUUCGCUGUUGUCAUACUUGAAUGGGGAGAAUGAGGAUGGGGUGAAUAUUGACAUGAACAGACCACUGUAUGCCGGUGGCUUUGUUGAUGCGGGCGAGAAAAAAUGUUAUUUGGUCACAUUGUUGCCAGAGAAGUUUUCCGAUAACCCACCAAGGCCCAUCAACGAUAAGAUUACCUUCGACCGUGUUGAGGAAGGCAAAAGCAGGUAUUUCCAGGUCAUGUACAAAGGUAAGUACGGGGAAGCAGUGAUGAGACAACGCUUCAGGGAACUGAUGAAGGAAUUGGACAACCUCAAGCCGUUCGGAGUUCAAGCCGAUUUAAACGACAUAUGGCUUGGUUUCUAUGAUGACCCAACCGUAGAGGAAAGGCUUUGGGACUUUGUCAUAGGGCAAAAAAAGGAAGGCAGCAAGGACGAGACUUCUACAAAAGCUGACAACAAAGAAGAUGUGAAGGAAGACCCAUCACAUGAGAAAACGUCUCUUCCAAAACCAGCUGCCUGCAGCGAAUAUGUCUGUCGGACUGUCUAUGUCACCAAGAACCACAGCAACUUCAUGGAGCUGCUAAUUCCAAGUCAUAGAAGCGUGUGUCACCAGACCAAGCUCUGUGGAGGUCUUCAGGUAUCCGGCAGACAGCUCAUGAGGCCGCUUCUAGGGUAUCUCAAUGGUGACAACAGCGCCAACCAGAAGAUCAACAACUUUGCUGGCCCAUUCUUUAGGACCAGACUCUACUCCGCUGAAGAGGAGGAGAAGGGCAUCCCUCCGUGUGAACGUGAGUACCAGGCCUGUGUCACACUGCCUGAUGACUACAAGGAAAUACCAAAACCAAAUGGGAAAGGGCUUGGCAUAUUUUCUGCCCCUAACGACUUCCGCGGAUACGGCAUCGCCGUGAAGGGUUAUGUCUCUGAGCCUGUCGCUUCAGAAGCAAUUUCGACUUUGAUGCAGACACUUGACGAGGAAAACGUCCCAUAUGAUAACUUAAAGACUUGGGUGGCGUCUUUCUCAUACUAUCAGUCCUUCACCAACCCGGAGGAGAAGAUAACCUACUUCAUCGUCAACGAGAGGGGCGAGGAUAUAGUAGAAGAAUCUACAGAAGGCGACUCAAACGAAACGGAGAACUAGAAGAUAUAGACCGGCAACGGAAAGCGAA
This is a messenger RNA of Branchiostoma belcheri (Belcher's lancelet), 3209 nucleotides long. RefSeq lists its product as uncharacterized. NCBI's taxonomy places the organism in Eukaryota, Metazoa, Chordata, Leptocardii, Amphioxiformes, Branchiostomatidae. The record is from RefSeq and is a predicted model, not a curated record.